CUUUGAAUAGAUCAGCAAGAUGCCUUUGAACGACUUCGCUAGCAGGGGAAUUCAGUGCCACGGAAUGGAAUUUCGAAUCCAGGGCCACGCCCGGUCUACAAUACCCCGGGUAAGGCGAGGAGCUUCUUCAUCUCACGAGAGCAAAGACAACAAAGCCACCCUUGGUGACAGAAAUUUACCGCAACACGUCUCACCGAGAUGUUUAUGCAGGAUCUCCGACAAUGGAUACGCAUAUAGCUGCCCUGAUGUUAUGUUUCCAUCUGGGUUCACGACAAAUGAGUGUAAUAUGUUGGCAACACGACAAAGAGCAACAAACUACCUUUUCCAUACUUAUAACGAUAAUGGACAGCCUGUAGAGUCGGCGCAAAGAACGAACAGUUUUCGCUCUUCGAGUCUGGGCUUUAAAUCCGUCAGCGCACCAACUGUAAAUAAAAUGAUGUCUCCUUUAGGGAUAACAAAUCGCUCUCUGUCUUCAAGCAAGCGUGUUAGGUCUUCUGUUUUGUCCAGGAGAAGUGAAAAGGACAACAGAACAACAGCACCUCGCAGAGAAAGCCUUGUGCAUGAAAAGGAAGCUACUAUUGACGAUUCCUCAACAGUGAUAAUCAUUCGAAGCUUGAAUCGUGAUCAUUCUCCAUCUGCGCGAUUAGAGCGCUAUUUAAUAAGCUUGCAACGGGCAGGGUACCUAACAAGUGCCAAAAAAAAUUGGAGGGAAAAUGCUUCGGUCGAGUUAAUUAGAGGAAUCACAAAAAAUGGGGAAAUUACGUUAAAGUCGAAGUUUCCUCCCCAUCCACCGGUGUAUUUAUUUGAUAGAACGAUAAAAGAUUCCCCAUUUGAUAAUAAAAACAGACGAUAGAUAUCUACUUAUACCAAAAGAAGUUAAACAGGCACAAAAACGUAGCUUCUGUUUAUUUAUGAAAAAAAUAAAUGCAAACGUAUGUUGAUUACGCACUCAUUUCACUCAAAU
Pocillopora verrucosa is the source of this 964-nucleotide messenger RNA. RefSeq lists its product as uncharacterized. NCBI's taxonomy places the organism in Eukaryota, Metazoa, Cnidaria, Anthozoa, Scleractinia, Pocilloporidae. The record is from RefSeq and is a predicted model, not a curated record.